Molecule: messenger RNA, 788 nt
Organism: Mobula hypostoma (lesser devil ray)
Lineage: Eukaryota; Metazoa; Chordata; Chondrichthyes; Myliobatiformes; Myliobatidae
Exons: 5
Coding region: 1-663 (220 amino acids)
Source: RefSeq, a predicted model, not a curated record
AUGACCACUGUACCAGUACAGGGAGAGAAACGUUGUGACCAAAAUGAUCACACUGUAAAAGUUGUGCGAGGAAAAGAUGAAAUCACAGGAGAGUAUGAUCCCAAUAUUUUGCUGGCAGAAAUGGCCUGCAAACACGCAGUGGAUCCAAACUCACUGACUGCAUGGUGUCGGUACCUUCUACAUCAGGGUCAGUACAAAUUCUACUGCCCAGCGUUGAAAGAUGAUGGACAGGCAUGUGGACAGGAAUGGCCCUACCAUGAAGUUCGCAAGCUGGCAGUACUAACCAGAGAGGAGCAACUGCAUUUUGAGGAAACAGUUGCUGUGCUGGCUGCAGCUGAGUACUGUGAAUACAAAUCAUGUCCUGGAUGUGGAACAUAUGUUGAAUGCACAGAUUUGAGUAACUUGAGUGUCCGCUGCACUAUCUGUACUGCAGAAAAGGGGAGUGUUUACAAGUUCUGUUGGCAGUGCCUGAAACCAUGUAAGGGACGUAGCCCACGUUCUGACCGAUGUGAUAAUGAAGGGUGCACCAAUCUGGAACUGGACACACUACGCCUUUGCCCAUUAGUCAACCACUUAGAUACUGUAGUGAAGAAUUGCCCUUCCAUUCGAGCCUGCCUAACAUGUGGGUCAGUACAAAUUCUAGUGCCCAGCGUUGAAAGUUGAUGGACAGGUAUGUGGACAGGAAUGGCCCUACCAUGAAGUUUGCAAGCUGGCAGCACUGACCAGAGAGGAGCAGCUGCAUUUUGAGGAAACAGUUGCUGUGCUGGCUGCAGCUGAGUACUGUGAAU